AUGAAGCUGUUCCAUGACAACGGCAACCCAGGGUAUUCCAAGAAAGGCCGAGAUCUAAACCGGUUCCGCUGUGAAUUGAAUGCCUAUCAGAACCUCCGCAAAUCUGGCGUAUGCGAUCGUGGGUUCGUGCCGGCAUUGGAUGGCUACAUUGAUCGAAAUGACCCAGCCGCUUUCCAGCCUCCACUUGAACGUUUCGUCAACGAUGAUUUUCAACCAAGGGCGAUCUUCCUUGAGUACUUGGCGGACGCAGAGAAACUGAAUUGUGUAAAUUACUCUGAAGACCUCUUUCGAGAUGCGAUCCGCGGCAUACAAGAGAUCCACCAGGCCUUUGUUCAUCACCAUGAUAUUUAUCCGAAGAAUAUGCUAGUCGUGUCUGGUGGUAGAAUUGUGUGGAUUGAUUUCGAUGUCGCGACCACUUUUCCCAGCAUGGGUACCCGCGAGAGGGCAUAUUGCGAAUAUGAAACCGAGCUUGUUAAAAGUUUUGGAGAGCUUCUGCAAGAGGACCAGGCACAGGGUCUUCCUCCAUAUACUAAAUAUUAUUGA
This is a messenger RNA of Penicillium brevicompactum, 543 nucleotides long. RefSeq lists its product as uncharacterized. NCBI's taxonomy places the organism in Eukaryota, Fungi, Ascomycota, Eurotiomycetes, Eurotiales, Aspergillaceae. Gene Ontology annotation, molecular function: protein kinase activity; ATP binding. Gene Ontology annotation, biological process: protein phosphorylation. The transcript has 3 exons. The coding region runs from base 1 to 543 and encodes 180 amino acids. The record is from RefSeq and is a predicted model, not a curated record.